AUGUGGCGCGCGCUGCUCCGCGCCGGGAGCGCGGCCCCCCGGAGCGGCCCUGGCGUGAGGGGAGAGCGGCGGGUGCCUUCAUUGUCUGCCUUCAGUGGAACGUGUGCUACCAUCACGAUGCCUGAAGUAAACACAGAUCACCUGGAUGAGCAGCAGGUGCAGCUCUUGGCAGAGAUGUGCAUCCUUAUCGACGAAAAUGACAAUAGGAUUGGAGCAGAGACCAAGAAAAACUGUCACUUGAAUGAAAACAUUGACAAAGGUUUACUGCACCGAGCUUUCAGUGUUUUCUUAUUUAAUAUGGAAAAUAAACUGUUGCUGCAGCAGAGGUCAAAUGCAAAAAUUACAUUUCCAGAUUGUUUUACCAACACUUGUUGCAGCCAUCCUCUAAGCCAUCCACAAGAACUGGAAGAAAAUGAUGCCAUUGGUGUUCGGAGAGCAGCACAGAGACGACUGAAAGCAGAGUUGGGAAUUCCCAUAGAGCAGGUAACUCCAGAAGAAAUCUCCUACCUGACACGAAUUCACUACAAGGCCAAGUCUGAUGGGAUCUGGGGAGAACAUGAGAUAGACUAUAUCUUAUUUGUGCAGAAGGAUGUGACACUGAAUCCUGACCCCAACGAGAUCCAAAGCUACUGCUACGUGACACAGAAAGAACUGAAACAGCUCUUGGACAGAGCUGCCAGGAAUGAAGUUAAGAUUACUCCAUGGUUCAAGCUGAUAGCAGAGACCUUUCUUUUUAAGUGGUGGGAUAACUUGAAUAACUUGAACAAAUUUGUUGAGCAUGAAAAAAUACACAGAAUGUAAAUAUCUGGGAUAAAAGGUGCUGAAGGCUAGCAAUGCUGUGUUGUCUCAUUAACACUGAUAAAUCAUGACUUAAGUGCAGAUAAUUGAUCCACAUCGAGCACGUAUAGUUUAUACAGAUGUUGUCAUAGUCAAUGUUUUUUCUUCUGUCACCUCUUUCCCCUCAUCCUUGGUUCUCUUGGGCCUGUUAUGAUCUCAUGUAAAAUGGGUUACAGGAACAAGAAACCCCUGAGUUCCUCUUCUUCCAAUGCCUGGGUAAAGAUCUUCAGCCUAUGUGUGCCCUGCACACCUGGGAGAGAGCCCAGGCACUUUCAGCUCAGGCAGAAGGACUGGGCAUGACUGUGGGCUCUGCUAUGAUGUUGAGAAGACCAAUUGCCAGAAGAAAAAAACAAUUCAAAGUAAUCAGGGUUAUUUUGAAUUGCAGAAAACAAAUCUUUUCAGCUACUGUACUCUAUAAUUAACCAAACUCAUAAAAGCUUAAGUAAUUGGAUUGCCUGGGUGGAGUAAGUUUGACUUUGAAGUGCUGACAUAUGUGUUAAAGCUUUAGAUAAUAAACAGUGCUUGGGGAUUUUCUCCCCACCAGGCUUUUCUGGUUAGUUGAUGGCUGAGUACUGACAUCUCAAAUUUUAAAAAAGGGUUAAUUACAGCAAAUGUAAUUGGCAUCUGUCUAAUGUCAGUAGUCUGUCUUUGGAGACAGGAUAUGCACUAGAUGGCUCUUUUCCAUUUUCCACAGAACAAAAGCACCUUGAUACAAGGGCUUUGCUUUUCCUGUAAUAGUCAUUCCCAGACAACUCAAACCCACUGAACCCCAAAAUUCAAGACUGGCAAUUUGUGGGUUUACACAGGGUCUUGAUGUCAGUUAAUGAGAAAUUGUACCAGAGCUAAUCCUUUUUGAUCUUGCAGUCAAUCAGUUGCUAGUAACUUAGGAGCCUUUUUUCAGUAAGACAAAUACUCAAGGGUGCUUCAAUUUUAUAGUCUUAUGAAGAAGUGUUUGUCAUACCACUUAUCAUUACAAGUAAACAUAGUUAUAAUCGAUUCUGUGGCUGGAUUUGGGGUAAAAUUAACUUUUUCCAGUGGUCGUUUCUCUUUCUCAUCCCUGUUGUGACUGCAGCACUGAAGCUUCCAUGUACCAGCACCUGCAGUGGUUCAACACUUGAAGGUUUUAGAGCCAAGUUUGUUGCGUAUUGGCCAGAACUGAUGUAUUGUUUCAAAGCAAAUAGUAUCAGGUGAGGGAACAGUGAUGUGAUGUAGCAGCUCUCCUGAAUUCAGUGCACUCGGCCAUAUUACCCAGUGAAGGCAAUGGAGAAGUUCUCAAAUAUUUUUUAAAU
Messenger RNA from Ficedula albicollis (Collared flycatcher), 2126 nucleotides. RefSeq names its product isopentenyl-diphosphate Delta-isomerase 1. The record is from RefSeq and is a predicted model, not a curated record. The transcript has 5 exons. Gene Ontology annotation, molecular function: isopentenyl-diphosphate delta-isomerase activity. Lineage: Eukaryota; Metazoa; Chordata; Aves; Passeriformes; Muscicapidae. Gene Ontology annotation, biological process: isopentenyl diphosphate biosynthetic process; isoprenoid biosynthetic process. Bases 1 to 801 code for a protein of 266 amino acids. Gene Ontology annotation, cellular component: cytoplasm.